Molecule: messenger RNA, 714 nt
Organism: Vanderwaltozyma polyspora DSM 70294
Lineage: Eukaryota; Fungi; Ascomycota; Saccharomycetes; Saccharomycetales; Saccharomycetaceae
Exons: 1
Coding region: 1-714 (237 amino acids)
Source: RefSeq, a predicted model, not a curated record
AUGGAUGAAGAAUUUAGAGGUAAAUAUAUAUUUCGCCCAUACCAUGGUGUGGCUACUCAUGAACCUUUAACAAGAACUGAAAAGCUUAAUCAUUUUUUGGAGAUGGUAUUACCAUCUUCUAUAACGCCUAGUAAUAAAGAAAGAUAUGAUAUUUUAUUUAAAUUACUAGAAUAUGAGGGAAAUAUAUGGAAAGCUGAAGAAACUAAAUUGCAAGAAACCAUAUUGUAUCUUCGUGACGUAUUAAAUAAAACUAAUAAAGAAGCUGUCGAAAAGAUUCUGAGACAAAUCCUUCCUUUCAGACCUCUAGUAACGCCUCAACCGCCGAAUUCGUCUUAUACCCGUGUCCAAGACCCGAAAAGAACAAUUAAUACUCUUUUGAAUAUAUGUUUAGAUGAAGCUAAAAAUGAUUUAGAAUCCCAGAUUAUGGAUAAGUUUGAUAUAUUGUUUCCUCUCACACCAUAUUCAACCGACAGUGAUGAUAAAAUGAUCCAAAGGUAUAGGAAUCCAGAAUCUGAUGUUAAUACGUCUGAUAAGCUGGGUAGCAUAGAUGAUGAACAUACUGCAAGUUCAGAGACACCUUCAAGGAACUUAAAGAGUACAAGAAGAAAAAGGACAAGCAAGACUGGCGAUACUGAGGCAACUGACAGACGAACGUCUGUAACAGUAAGAAGUAAGAGACAGAGAUGGUUAAAUAAAAUAAAGAAUCAGAAAUAA